Anopheles stephensi (Asian malaria mosquito) is the source of this 9319-nucleotide messenger RNA. Its product is annotated as heavy metal-associated isoprenylated plant protein 33. Gene Ontology annotation, cellular component: nucleus. The transcript has 2 exons. Lineage: Eukaryota; Metazoa; Arthropoda; Insecta; Diptera; Culicidae. The record is from RefSeq and is a predicted model, not a curated record. Bases 438 to 1343 code for a protein of 301 amino acids.
UGGCUUUUACUGAUUCCAUUCAUAUAUUCUGUGAUAGUAACACAGUGCGUGUGGCUAAUGCUAUAGUUUUAGUUUUGCGUCCCAGUGAGAAAGGAAAGGUGUGGUGUGUGUUUUUUUUGUGACGAAACGUCCUCUCGAGGGGUCAGGCACAAAGCAAAAGUCACGGUGCCCAACAGUGCAUUUGUUCUUUGAAGAAGACGAAGAGGAAGUUCGAAAAUCGACGGUUGAACGCGUUUAUAAGGAACAUUUUUGGCUGGCUGCUUGAAGGAGUGAAAGAGGCGCGCGCGAAUGUAUGUGUAAAUAAGCGUUGCGGAAAAGGCGUCAGUGUAUGAAAGUGAAAGUGCAAAAAAGCAACAAAGUAAACAAAAAACACAAAACGAUAGGAAUCAAAACGAGAGCUGUGAAGAGAGAACGAGAGACUACUACUGCAGGGCGCGAUGACAAAUUCGCACAACCGUAAUGGGCGGAAUGCUGGCAGUGGCAACCAUGCCGAGCGAUACUUCCACAACCACAGCCCCCAGCAGCUGAGCCCCUCGGCUCAGCAGAUGCACCAGGGCGGUGGUGGAAACGGUGGAAGCGCCACCAAGCAGCAGCGCGGUGUCAACGGCGGAGCAAACGGAGGUGGCGGUGGCGGUAACCGCAGCCAGCGGUCACCGAGCGCACACUACUUCCGCAGUAUUGUCUCCGCCUCCAACACAAUACCGAUAGUACAACAACAGCAGCAGCAGCAGCAGCAGCAGCAGCAGAGGCAACCAUCGUACUCUCCGACCGGUGGACGAGCAGCAGGAGGCGGCGGUGGUGGUCGCCAUAGCAACAACAGCAACAGCAGCUCAAACAGCUUUAAUCAACGCUCCAGUCCGAGCAAUCACAGUGGUGGCAGCUUCCCGAUGAUGAUGUCCUCGCCGAUGGGAGCUGGUGCUGCUGGGCCUGUAUCAGGUUCGCCGCCCAACUUUUCCCACUUUGCCGGCAGCAAGUGCUACGAUGCGCCCGCACCCACCGCGCUGCCGAAGCCUCCCGUCCACUGGACAACCGUCGGUGGCGGCAGCAACAGCAACAGUAGCGUUAGCAGUUCCUUCUCGUCGAUGAUGAUGAUGGCGGGCGGCGGUUCGUCCGCGCAAACGACCGUGGCCGGUGGUCACGGCAGCAACAGCAAAAAGGGGGCGGCAGGAUCCUCCUCCAACAAUGGGACGACGCUAAAGCAGCACCAGCAGCAGUACCACCCGCAGCAGCCGCGGCUGCGAACGAAGGCGAUGAAGUCGUGCGCGUCGGCUGCGGCCAAGGCAAACAAUCGUCAUGCCGCCUUCACGCACAAUCUGAAAACGAUUCUCAACGUGCAGGCUUAACAACCCGUCGUCACCGUACCCCAGAGCGGCCAGCACAGCAGCAGCAGCAGCAGCAGUAGCAGUGAUAGUGUAGAACAUGCAAGUACAACGACAACGACGACGACGACGACGACGAGCAGAAGAAGUGAGAAUGAUGAUACGGUAAUGACGAGUGUUUCGUCAACGGUUGGCAGAUGUGCCGACAAGAAGCAGCAAACGACGACGAUACGACGGGAAGAUGGGCCACGAUCAUCGCGCCAACGGAAACGUAAUCGACGGAAGAAAGUGAAGCAGCAGCAACAGUAGAAUCAGCAUAAAGUUGAUGCAAAGUUUGCGCGUAAUGUACGCCUUUUUUCCUAUCAAGAUAUCAAGAUGAAAGCAGCAGAUGCGGAAAAACCGGAACCAAAGGCGGCGCACGCAGUAAGAGAAAGGGAGACUCGCAAAAAGACCGAGAAGACCAAGCAAGAAGAUGCAAAUGGGGAGAGACUUGCGUGAAAUCGACGUACAAUGACCUCCAGCAACUAUCGCGCAAAAAGGCUCGUCAUAUACUGUGUAGAAAGGGGAUGUAGCGUGUGGUUUAAAAGGGCCCCGUGACAACAUCCAGCCCUACCCAAGAAAGUCAUCUGCCUCGUGUGCUGCGAGAGAUACGUGUGCGUGUGUGUGUCAUUGGUGUCAGACCGAGUUUACGAGAUCCUGUUUUCUCCCUUAAGUCGUCCUUCACUGGUAAAGGGAAACCCGUUUGCUUUAAAAGUCUUCUGAAGUCGUCUGCAACAUCCGGACAAAUGGUCCCUUCCCGCUGGUACAAUCUCGUGCGAGGAGGAACCGCGUGUCUUCCUCGUGUCGCCAACAUUCUGACCGCCGUAGUCUCUAUGCCAGUGCGCGACGCUUCGUCUCUCGACUGUGUGUCGCCUUCCGCAGUUUUGUCGGCACGAUCAUCAACCGUACAAACAAACACUCAGCUAGCGGCAACGAUCAUCGGCCGCCGAAUCGUCGUCAGUGCCGUCGUCAGCAACGUGUGUAUGAUCUCGUUCGCUCGUAACGCCCUGCUGUUGAUGCUGUUGUGCCAAGUGCCGCCAGCAAUGUUUGCAUCAGUGCAAGCCAUCAAGGGAGAGAAAGAGGCGUAUCAUCGGCAACCGUAGAAGGGCAGAACAAAAAGAGAGAUAUCGAAACAGGAGCAGUAGUCUUACGUGUAUGUAUGUAAAGGAAUCCUUAUAUGACUAUAUGAUUUUUUUUUUCGUUUUGGAUUGUUCUGAUUACGGUAUAUAAUGAUCGAGUUAAAAUACUUUUACUUUUGAAACGAUCCAUUACGAGACGUGAAAGGACGUGACGAUAAUUAUAGAUGUGACAGGGACGGACAGGAGGAGGUACUAGGAGAUACGCGCAAACCACUAGCAGUAGGAGACAGGAGGAGCUAGGCGCGAGAUGACGGCAGCAGCAAAGGAGCGAGCUCUGCUGUGUCCGUGAAACGUAGGAAUAGGAUAGGAUACUGCUGUUGGCUGGCGAAAAUUUUAAGUACCCAGGGAAGGGCAGACAGGAAGCGUUUCGGAGUUUUGUUUGGAGCUUGCAAACCAGACGAAUGAUGGUGCAUUUUGGAAUCUUUCCUAGCAUAUAGCUGCCAAGCAGGAGAAAGAAGACAGGCAGUGUUUCCACAACAGAGCACACAAAGGGAAAGGGGCGGGAAUGCAUGAAUCGUGUGUGGGUGGGUGGAUGUUUGCUUCCUUGGCGACGACACUGAUACGUGUCGCCUCCGAUCACCUUUUCCGUCGUUCCGUUUUUCGGCCAUACUCUCUACCUACUCUAGCAGGGCCCCGCACGUAAAGUAAAAAGGUAGUGGACGCGAGCGCCUCCAAAGCCCUCUGCGCCUCGGAUGUGUGUGUGUUUGCCUCGGACAAUCCAGCAGGGAAGCGCGAUUUGUUGAUGUUUUUUUUAUAUAUUAUCUUUUCGAUAAGAUAUUUCUACAUUUUAAGUGCGUUUUAAUACUAGUUGUAUCUACCUUCAUGUGUACUUUGUACGCCCCAAAACUGAUUUGGUGCCAAGCAUAAUGAGAGUGAUGUGAUGAUAUUCGAUCGAGAUCUGUUCGACGAUUGUUUUGCAAAAAAAACCCCGAAAUAGUUUCUGGCCUGAUGAAUUUCUUUUGUGUACUAUUUUUGUUUCCUUGCUCACUAUUACGAUCCUUCGGGGGAGAGAGGAAAAGGUACACAGAACCGCCAAGGGCAUUACUUUUUGGAACUCGCUUCAAGCUGACCAACUUUCUGGGAUUGGCUAAGAGCCGGAUGUGCUCUUAAGUUCACCUUUCCUUGCUAUUUUCUAUUAAGUCGUUACAUGCAAACACUUUCCACAACAUUGCCCAGAGAGUAGCUUAAGUCUUCUCUCGACGAACAGGCAAGAGCGCAGCAACCCACACCACCAAUUUCGCUUAAGUUUGAACGCAAACCAACCACACACAAACAACACGAUCCUUCCGUACGAUCACCGACCGAUCAUUCAUAGCGAUAGAAGCGGACGUUUAGAUUGGGCGUAAUGGAUUGUUGUUUUUUUUUUGUUUUUGUUUUGUUCUCUUUUUAAGAAAACGGUGAUAUAAAUUUGAAUUUUAAGAAACAGAUUUUCUAUGCUAAAUCGAAUACAUGGACACAUAAAUACCGCGCACAUGCCCGGUUUGUGUGUAUAAUUAGAAGAAGAUGUAAUAAGCCGGCCCGGCCGCCCCGCCCCCCCUAAGUGGUGGCGGGUUGGUGGUGGUACCCACGUUUCAAUUGUACAAAAAGGAUAAGAAAAAUCACAGAACAAAAUUUGCACACCACCCAAGAAGCUCUCAGCAGACGAAGAUGUGUGAGUGUGUGUCGCAUGGAGGAGUAAUGUACCGUCAGUAGCGCGCGGCCAACAGUUUUUUUUGGGCCCUAAUAACGGAGAUUGGCAAAACAUAGCGGAGGAAAACAGGUUCUUUGGAGAGAAUCUAGACACACACGCACACACACGCUACACACACACACACUUAUGUCCAAAAAGACUCCAGUGGGAAAUUCAACGACUUCCCGUGCGUGUACCUGGGCGGGUUUUUCUUUCCAAGACUUUACCGAUGGUGGACAUUUGCUGCUCGGAGGUACAGAGCUAACCUUUUUUUUUAACUUCAGAAAUUUCGUGCAAUAUACGCCACAGCCGUUUUGGGCAAAUUUAUUUUUGGGCUUCUGCAGUGCAGAACGAUUCAUAAACGAUCAAAUGAACAAUUGUAAAUAUGAUGGACUCUACGCAACUAUGGUUGGACUUUUACUUAGGACACUUCAUUGGAGAAUGUUUUCGUUUGUUUCAUGAACUUUCUCACUGUACUAUUAGUGUAUCCUCGUACGGAAGCAAACGUCCUAAACUUUGUCGUCUACCAGGACACGUUCCAUUGAACUCCUUCUUCAUACAGCCUAUUAUAUCCCAAAUUGAUGAUGCAAUAUUUGAAAAAAAAAGGGAUGCAAUAUUCAUUACUUUUUAUGUAGCUCUAACAGAACCGUUUCUCGCUUUUUAUGCAAUUUGUUUGUUUGUUUGGCAUUGGACCAUAGAUGAUUCUUUCCAGUCCAGUCUGCCAUUAGGCAAGACCUCAAACACUAGGGAGUGUGAUAAUGUGUGCGAGUACGUGUGUGUGUGUGUGAGGGAUUGAUUGGUUAACUAAACUCGCAAAUGACAUAAAGCCCAGGGCCCUCCGAGAUGCGAUCGGAAGAUACGUCCGUCUGUCUUGUGUAAAAGAGCUAGGGAAAUGAAGGUGGCGACGCGCAACAAUUGCAGUACAAAACACAAUAAACAACACUAACUGUAUGUUUUACUAGGGUAAUUCGUGACGGGGAGGAAUGUGGUGUCUUGGUGGUGUCUUGGUAGUGGUGGUGAUGUGAUGGUGGCAGUGAACUGUCCAAAGCCCAGAGCUUCGAUUUCAUCCCCCAAGAGUUAAUUCCAAUGGGUGUAGAAAGGCUGACAUUCAAGAAAAUGCUCAUCAAGAACUUUGAAGAGUGGAAUCAACACCAUCACCCACUACUACCACUACUGCUGCAUCAUGCAUUGGUGGCACUAAGUGUUGUUAUUACUAAUUGCUUGGUGUGCAAAUCACUCACGCAAAACCUGAACACCACAGGGCGACAGAAGAACAGAGCCGAGACAGGAGUUACAUUUUGUAGUAGAUUAAAAAAAGGGCAGUGUACAAACCUGCUGCUGGGUAAGAGGGUGUGUGUAUGAGGUGGUAGAAUUUGAAUUGGUACCCAUGCCUCCCCACCCCUUCACUCCUCCCCCCAACCCCACCACACUACUGCUAAAACACAGGGAAAACGAAUCAUUGAGGAGAAGGAGUAAGAGUAGUAGCUGGUUGUAACUUUGGUUCAUGCUUCAGGAGAGAUCUUUUGCUUGAUCUGCUCAAACUGGGUUUUUUAAUAAUCAAAAAACGUGAUAUAUAGUUUCAAGUGCAAUUGCAUCUGGUAUGCUAUUAGUUUUUUGCUCUCCUGGACACUCUCCUGGCCCCAUCAACUCCAAGCCUAGGACAGUCACCACCGAAAGCAUCAUGACUCCCUCUUUCGGCAGCCCUGUCUGUGUCCCUUAUCUCCUAGUUUUAGUUUUUAUUUGGUGUGAUAAACCCCCCCCACCCCUCUCUUCACCCCUUGUACCUUCCCUUAGUUGUGUAGUUCAUCCAUUUGCAAUACUUUCAUUUAUAGAGAUUUUUUUUAAAUUAAUGUAUCAUUUACAAAUUCUCCCCACCUCUCUACUUUCGGACGCUCGGUUGUGACACCAAUCGCCAAACGCGAUAACCAAGCAAGGUUUUGGUGGUGUCCCGUUCCAACGCUCCGUUACUACCCCCCCUCGCCCACCUCCGACAGAUCUCAUUUGAUAAUGUGUGUGAGCUGCUAAGCGCGCAAACCUAGGGGUUUGGUAGGGUUGCGUUUUGUCUUUUCUCGAUUCUCGAUAGACUCCAUCCCCUCAGAGUAGACGAAACAUUAGGCGGCAGCGUGGCGUUUGCAUUGCGUAGCAGCGGGCAGACAGAAGAAGCAUUUUUUAGUAAAAUAAGAAGAGGCCGCAACCGGGAACUUUGGGUUUCCAUUCCACAGUCUGCUGGCUGCUGCUGCUGCUGCUGCUCCGUACGCUUGUCAGCUGUCUAGGUAGGGGGAAUUGGAGGACACGCGCACUAACCGAGCAGCUUGCCUGUUGUUGUACAUUUCAAACGACUCAUGGACGAAGCGGGAAGAACAUCAUCCCCGCCCGCCGUUACUUGAUUCGAUCGGGAAGGAUCGGGAUUUUUUCCGGCCAACACCGACGAGAGAUCCUGUUCCGGCAAACGCACAGCAGUGUGUGUGUGUCGAGUGGCCAGGUUUUUUAGUCCUAAAGAAAGGCAAGCAGCUUUCUCUGCACCAUUGCGUCCGACUCAUUUGAAAUGUGUUCCAACACUCUACCUAGCGAUCCCAAACCCCGGGCUCGUUGAAUAUGCGCUUUUUGUUUGUUUGUUUUAUUGUGUAACGCUUUUCCUUUGCAAUAAUUGUAUAUUCUUUUUCUCUUCUGCACACUCUGUGCCCAUUGUUGUGCCACAUGUUUUGAUGGAGGUUUCUACAGUGAUUUUGGUACAGUCCCUUAAAUUAUGUUUGGUCGCUUUUUUGUUGUUGUUUCCCUUGUGUCGUCAUCUCCAUGCCAUCCGCGCCGGUCCGCUAUUAGUGGUGUAGAGUGAAACCUGCCCGAAACGAUACGUAAAAAAGUACAAAAAAUACCCUUUAUUUCCUUUAUACUUAAGUGUUUAUUUCAUUAUUUUGUCCCUCCUCACCUAUCUUUCCAUUUCUUUGUCUUUUUCCUCCCCAAAAAAACAAAAUUUUCCAACGUGCCCCUUGAGCAAACACUUCAAAGUAAUACUGGCCGCUCAAGAGCAAAUUAGAUAUUCACACCACGUGGAUACUUACAUCAUUUUUGAAUCCCGAGUUGAGCGGACAACUUUUUGAACUCUUUUGUGCUGUAACGAAAUCCAAAAUAAAAAAAUACUCCAAUUGGUACCUGAAUCUGGCCAAGCACAUUUUCUCCAUACUUCGUGACAUUACCUUGCCCUGGCAGAAACAAAAAUCGAAUGAUCGAUCGAGGCAAGCUCAAACUCAACCCUAUUGCUCCUUAAUUUUUAUUAUCUUUUUCAUACUUUUCCUCCCUUCUUUUCCCUCUUUUUUUCACCCCCUCCUCCCCACUUCCUUUUUGUUUAAAAGAAAAACAAUUAAAGAACUAAAAAAAUACAAAAAAAAAAGAAACUGUUCGUUUCGGGCUCAAUUCUACACCACAAAGCGCGCACAAGCGAGAGCGACAUGGCAUGGAAAUGACCCGUAUAUCUAUUGGUUUACAAAAAAAGGUUUGUUAUGUGUUUACGCUAUAACCAAUGUUUUGUUGUUGUGGGAGAAUCUGCAAAAUUGGUUUAGUGGCGGGAUGAAGUGAAUCAGAAGCAAACGAACCAAAUAGGAGACAAGGGUGAAGAUGUGAUUUGUGAUCCAGUGAUCAUUCGGGCAAAAAGGACGAAACAAACUCACUCCAAGCAAAAAACACUGACAUACACAAACACAGACAGGCCGUGUGUGUGGUGGUGGUGGGUGGUGUAGAAGGGGCAAGAGAAUGGACAAACCACAACUCUAAUAUAAAUAUAUAUAUAUAUACACCUUUAGUAAGUGAGGAUAGAAAUGCGUCGUGUGCGUGCGGAAGGACAUUUUGAAAGGAAUUUCCGGUUGUGCCACUAUUUGGUUCUCCGAGCUUGUAUGGAGAACUGUUUGUCCAGGCUCUGUCCAGGUCGGUCCGCCUUCCUGCCACUGGCGCAAAACGAAACAAAAACCCCCGGCGGGAGGAUUUGUGGCUCUCUGUGUGGUGGCGUGUUGCUCUGUGCGGGAAUCAUCCGAGCGUUCCGCGCCGCCGCCCCCCCCUUUGCGAAGCAGAUGAAGCAGCAUUUCGUUCGUUGUGGGUUAGAGCUUUAGCACACUAAAGCGAGCACUUCGUUCUGUAUAUUACAGAGCGGUGUAAGGAAGAGUACCACCGGGGAGAUGGGGUGCGAUGGAUUGGCGUGCCGGAAUGUGACACACGAACGAUCUACAGCAAACAAACCAAACCACUGUGUAGUUCGGUUACGUUCCGGUGCGAUCAGCUACGAAACGAUUGACCAAGUAUUAAUGCGUCCGUUUCGUGGGGGUGGGGAGGUAAGCGGGUGAUCGUUCGCUUGCCCCGCGCGGGAGAAAGACAGAGAGCCGCACAUGAUGUCCCCACGGGUAUGGCGGGUAAUGGAGGAAGAAUCUUGGACUAUGGGGCGGGGACCUAGGUUAAACCUUACCUCCGUUAUGCUGGACGAACAGCAUAUAAACGCCUUUGAUCAUUGAUCGUAAAGAGAUCAUAUCGCGAUUACUAGCUCUAUUAUAGGCGUGUGUGUGUGUGUGUGCAAAUCUUUGCGAGGAAAUAAAACCAAGUUAAAACAGGAAGAAGUGUGACAUCCCUCCCCACACACACACACACAUCUACACCCUUCACACAAACACACACACACACAUACACAAAGCAACAACUUUUUAGCAUAAACACUAAGAGAAAUAGACAUAUGCAAGACAGAUGAGAUGGCGGCAAUAAGGACGGGGAGCAGUAGUGGUGGCGGUGGGGCGGGGUGGGUGAUGGUGAUCGCGCUCUGUGAAGCAGCAUCGCCACCACACAGCAGCAGCAACCACAACUCCCAUCCUGUGGUACACAUUUUGCAAGCAUAAAGCGAUCGGAAAGCAGGCAGGCAGAGUAGUCAGCAGAGACAGCUCGCGCAGCCAGACAAAUAAGACAAGCAAACAAACAAAGCAAAAGCCCGACACGACAAAACAAACAAGAAGUCUUAGAAGUAUAAUAUUAAUGUUAAAUUCGCGAAACUGCUAGUGGUUAAUGAAGGUGCAUAUAAAAGGCGCAGCGAGACGGCUGCAGCUGAUGGUGAAGCGCAACUUGAAGCGCCGGACGACGAGAGGUGUGAGAUGAGAAACAUUGUACAGAGAGAAACAGCAACA